UAGACAUUUAGAAGUCCAUCUCGAAAGUUCAUUUUUGGGAUUCACGUGUAAAAAAUCAGGAGGACAAAUGUCGCUUAAAUUGAACGAAGCGCUGAAAAUUCUUUCAGGAGGUCUAGCCACACCCCCAAAGCCUGAGCAUAAACAAUAUGUUCAGGACGCAGUUGAAAUAUCCGAGAAGAUCAACCAGGAACUAAUUAAUAUGGAUUCCAUUUUUAAGGAAACAGUGAGUGACUGGGAAGACACGUGCACUUACCUUUUAAAGGAUAUUUACAAAAUAUGGAUACCCUUUCUUUGCAUCAAUAUGCCAUUUAAGAUAGAGCCCGAGCUAGUUAAGCCCCAUCAAUUUAAGCUUAAAUCGUCGGCUAACCAUGCAGCAGUCGAGAAUGGAUAUGUCAAUGGCAUCAAGCUAACCAAAUUGUUUUACUUGGAUAUGAAGCAAUCUAUCGAAAAACUGGGCAAGGUCGAUUGUAAAAGUGGCAAGAGAUACAACUACCUCACACCUGAGUAUUUUGAGUUGGAAGGAAAGCAAUAUUUAAGAAUCGUUGUCAAGGAAAACGAAGCGCAGGAAGCGCCUUCAAUUUUGUAUAACUUUAAUAUAAGUUUUACUUUCUCACAAGAAUCUCCAAGUUACCAUUUAUUGUUUGAAUUUUUUCACCUAACUGAAAAAUCGAUUUUUAAAGCAAUGUCAACGAAUAUUUCAAAAAUGGUAAACGAGAUUAAUAUAUUGUUGCUACAGUUCCAUUUGGAUGAAUCUUUAACAGUCGAAAAAAUGCAUAACAUAACAACAAAUGCAUUUUUGUGCUCAAAAUAUGGCAACUUUGACGAGAUCCUACUCGAGGUUAUGAAGGGUUGCAUUCCGUUCAUAAAAAAUCCCAGACCUUUGAUGUGUGCUUUCGUAAAAUUAUGGAAAUUCAAGCAAGCGGAUUCAGUUACAGUGUCGGAGCUUAAGGAACUUUUUGGCAUACAGUAAUUAACAAUAUUGAUGUAACAUUGAAUAUAAUUAAUAUAACCUCUAACCAA
Messenger RNA from Drosophila serrata, 1020 nucleotides. RefSeq lists its product as uncharacterized. NCBI's taxonomy places the organism in Eukaryota, Metazoa, Arthropoda, Insecta, Diptera, Drosophilidae. The record is from RefSeq and is a predicted model, not a curated record.